AUGCCGACCACCUCAUCGAGGGCCACUCCCGACAUCUGGACUCCCACCGAAUCUGCCUUCCCCUUCCUCCCAGAAGCAGGAUCAGUGGCCCCACUCGUGGUCGACUGGGGAAUCCUAUCCACCCUCGUCAACCGUCCCUACGAUUGUUUCUCCCUCGUUGCCAAACUCCCGCACAACCAAGUCACGCUCGAGCGUAAGACCGGUGACUUCCGCGCCAUCUCCCACUUUCUGGAAACGUAUCGUGAACUCGCCGUCAGGCAGUCGCUGCUGGAGGACCAAAUCCGCGUCCUCACCGAGUAUCGCGAUGACGCCCUCGAGAAAUGCCGUGACGCCCUCGAGUACCUCGAUGUCUGCUCCCUCGUCGUCUCGAAACUCCGAGAGGCGCGCCAAGCGGCAGUCGGGACCAAGUACCCGGAAGGAACCACCUUCCCCACAUCGCUCGUGAAGAGACCCCUGGACACACUUUCCUUCGACGUCCUCCGCACUAUCACCAUGACCACGGCCUGUUUCCUCUGUACGACGGACGACGUCCUGCACACAUCUCACGACCUCGUCGACUGCGACAAGUACGUCUGCCCUAGCUGCGCCACUCCUCACCCUGGUCACAUCCACUCUGCGUGCCCCGCACGAUCUCGCCGACGUGCUGACCCGGAGUACAAGGACCUCCUUGGGGUGGUUUGUGCCCUCUCUCCUUCUUCAGAUCACCUGGCCCUCCUCUCCUCUGUCGCUGAGAUUUGCGAUGCCGUCGCGGCCGCCACUACCUUCAGACCCGAAGGGAGGACCGGAAACCCUAUCUUCGUCGACGAGACCCCCAUCCCCAGCUGGCCCGAGUAUCAUGUUGUCCGGGGUGGACGAAUCGACGGGGUCUACAAGGACCCCAAGGAGGCACGUCGUAUGGUGGUGUCACGCCCUGCUGGGCGAAUCUAUUCCGUUCCCAACUACCAAACCGCCCUCGACCAGCUGGAUGGCGUAACCCGUUUCCGCAACUGUGUCCUCGAGGGGGCUCGCUCGCCCCACCUGGCUUUACCAGAGCUCAUGACGGAAGCCCGCACGUUUGUGGAGAACUACUACCGAGGGGUAAAGCGCGCCUUCUACGAAGAUGUGUCACCGACGUCGACUCUUGCUAGCCCGGGUCCGUUGAACCGAGCUCUCAUUGAGGCGAUGGAGAGAAGCGUCUCGGGGACCCCCGCUCCCCCGUACUCGACCCUACCCUCGACUCCUCGCACCUCCAUCCUCGCCGCUUUCCCUCGUGCCCAGCAGGCCCAGGACGCCUUUCGCUUUGGAACCAUCGACCUCGACGACGAUGUCGGCGAAACCGACGGCUACAAUGAGCCCGACCCGGAGGCCUGA
Messenger RNA from Rhodofomes roseus, 1350 nucleotides. RefSeq lists its product as uncharacterized. Bases 1 to 1350 code for a protein of 449 amino acids. Lineage: Eukaryota; Fungi; Basidiomycota; Agaricomycetes; Polyporales; Fomitopsidaceae. The record is from RefSeq and is a predicted model, not a curated record. The transcript has 2 exons.